This is a messenger RNA of Microtus ochrogaster (prairie vole), 9195 nucleotides long. RefSeq names its product ADAM metallopeptidase domain 22 (gene Adam22). NCBI's taxonomy places the organism in Eukaryota, Metazoa, Chordata, Mammalia, Rodentia, Cricetidae. Gene Ontology annotation, cellular component: postsynaptic density membrane. Gene Ontology annotation, molecular function: metalloendopeptidase activity. Gene Ontology annotation, biological process: proteolysis. The record is from RefSeq and is a predicted model, not a curated record.
GCAAGUGCACCAGGCCCGCUGCGCACCCGGCUCCGCUCCCUGCCGAGCUGGCCGCCCGCCCCGGCCUCCGCCUGGGGAUGAAGUGGGAGGCGCUAGAAGCCACUUAGCUACAGCCUGGCGCCCGAUGCGGCGCUCCAUCGCUGCCCCCGCCACUGAAGCGCCCGCGAGGCACAAUGCAGCACUGAGGCAGCGGCGGCUGCGGCAGCGGCGCGGGCCGGGAAGGGGCGGCGGGGAGCCGGAGCCCGUGGCCGGGACACGAGCAGCUGAGCGCCGCCACCAUGCAGGCAGCGGCGGCCGUGUCCUUCUGGCUGCUCUGCGUCUUAGGGACCUGCCCCCUAGCGCGGUGCGGUCCGGCAGGAGACGCCUCGCUGAGGGAGCUGGAGAGGAGGAACGAAAACCGCUUCCUGGAGCGCCAGAGCAUCGUGCCACUGCGCCUCAUCUACCGCUUGGGCGGCGAGGACGAAACUUGGCACGACCGGCUCAACACACGGGUGCGGGGCCACCCUGGCGGCCGGCAGUUGACUCAUGUGGACAAGGCAAGCUUCCAGGUGGAUGCCUUUGGAACCUCGUUCAUUCUUGAUGUCCGGCUAAACCAUGAGUUGCUGUCCUCUGGUUAUGUAGAGAGACACAUUGAACGUGGAGGCAAGGUCGUGGAAAACAAAGGAGGAGAACACUGUUACUACCAGGGCCAGAUCCGAGGAAACCCUGGCUCAUUUGUUGCCCUGUCAACAUGCCACGGACUCCAUGGGAUGUUCUUUGAUGGGAACCACACAUAUCUCAUCGAACCAGAAGAAAACGAGACCUCCCACGAGGAGUCUCAGUUUCACUCGGUUUACAAAUCCAGACUGUUUGAAUUUCCCUUGGAUGACCUCCCAACUGAAUUUCAACAAGUAAAUAUUACUCCACCAAAAUUUAUUUUGAAGCCAAGACUAAAGCGGAGUAAGCGGCAGCUUCUUCGAUUUCCCCGUAAUGUAGAGGAGGAAACCAAAUACAUCGAGCUGAUGAUUGUGAAUGAUCAUAUCAUGUUCAAAAAGCAUCGGCUUUCUGUUGUACACACAAAUACCUACGCAAAGUCUGUGGUGAACAUGGCGGAUAUGAUCUAUAAAGACCAACUUAAGACUAGGAUAGUAUUGGUCGCCAUGGAAACCUGGGCUGCUGACAACAAGUUUGCUAUCUCUGAGAACCCGCUGGUCACCCUGCGCGAGUUUAUGAAGUACAGGAGGGAUUUUAUCAAAGAGAAGAGUGACGCAGUUCAUCUUUUCUCGGGAAGUCAAUUUGAGAGUAGCCGGAGCGGCGCAGCUUAUAUUGGUGGGAUUUGCUCGCUACUGAGAGGAGGAGGCGUGAAUGAAUUUGGAAAAACCGAUUUGAUGGCGGUCACACUUGCUCAGUCAUUAGCACACAACAUUGGUAUCAUCUCAGACAAGAGAAAAUUAGCAAGCGGUGAGUGUGAAUGUGAGGACUCAUGGUCUGGAUGUGUAAUGGGAGACACAGGCUACUAUCUCCCUAAGAAGUUCUCUCCGUGCAGCAUUGAGGAGUAUCACGACUUCCUGAAUAGUGGUGGUGGCGCCUGCCUCUUCAACAAGCCUUCUAAGCUUCUCGAGCCUCCUGAGUGUGGAAAUGGCUUCAUUGAAACUGGGGAGGAGUGUGACUGUGGCACCGCUGCGGAAUGCGCCCUUGAAGGGGCAGAGUGCUGUAAGAAGUGCACCUUGACCCAGGAUUCUCAAUGCAGUGAUGGUCUCUGUUGUAAAAAGUGCAAGUUCCAGCCUUUAGGGACUGUGUGCCGAGAAGCAGUCAAUGAUUGUGAUAUUCGUGAAAUAUGUUCAGGAAAUUCAAGCCAGUGUGCCCCCAAUGUACACAAAAUGGAUGGGUAUUCCUGUGACAGUACUCAGGGAAUUUGCUUUGGAGGAAGGUGUAAAACCAGAGAUAGACAAUGCAAAUACAUCUGGGGGCAAAAGGUAACGGCAUCAGACAAGUACUGCUAUGAGAAGCUGAACAUCGAGGGGACAGAGAAGGGUAACUGUGGAAAAGACAAGGACACCUGGAUACAGUGCAACAAACGGGAUGUACUUUGUGGUUACCUUUUAUGCACCAAUAUUGGCAAUAUCCCAAGGCUUGGAGAACUCGAUGGUGAAAUCACAUCUACAUUAGUUGUGCAGCAAGGAAGAACAUUAAACUGCAGUGGCGGGCAUGUUAAACUUGAAGAAGAUGUUGACCUUGGCUACGUGGAGGACGGGACGCCCUGCGGCCCUCAGAUGAUGUGUCUGGAGCAUCGGUGUCUUUCUGUGGCCUCCUUCAACUUCAGCACUUGCUUGAGCAGUAAAGCAGGCACCGUUUGCUCGGGAAACGGGGUUUGCAGCAAUGAGCUCAAGUGCGUGUGCAACAGGCACUGGACAGGUGCCGACUGCAGCACCCACUUUCCUCACAAUGAUGAUGCAAAGACUGGCAUCACCCUGUCUGGCAACGGUGUUGCUGGCACUAAUAUCAUAAUAGGAAUAAUUGCUGGCACCAUUUUAGUGCUGGCCCUCAUAUUAGGAAUAACUGCCUGGGGUUAUAAAAACUAUAGAGAACAGAGACAGUUACCCCAGGGAGAUUAUGUAAAAAAGCCUGGAGAUGGCGACUCUUUUUAUAGCGACAUUCCUCCCGGAGUCAGCACAAACUCAGCAUCUAGUUCUAAGAAGAGGUCAAACGGGCUCUCUCAUUCCUGGAGUGAAAGGAUUCCAGACACAAAACAUAUUUCAGACAUCUGUGAAAAUGGCAGACCUCGAAGUAACUCCUGGCAAGGUAACCUGGGAGGCAACAAAAAGAAAAUCAGAGGCAAAAGAUUUAGACCUCGAUCUAAUUCGACUGAGAGGGAGCCCCAAGCUCCUGAGCCUGGGCACUCCCUCGCCCAGACUAUCCCAUCCCAAGGCAUAAGCCCAGGGGGCUCUGCCAGCCCCCAGACAGGGAGUCGGGAUCACAGGUAUUUAAACCCAUGGUUCAAAAGAGACUAUAAUGUAGCUAAGUGGGUAGAAGAUGUGAAUAAAAACACUGAAGGACCCUACUUUAGCUCCCACGAUGGCCAACAGCAAGAAGACAGGACCCUGUCUCCUGCCAAGUCUCCUUCUUCAUCCACUGGGUCUAUUGCCUCCAGCAGAAAAUACCCGUACCCGAUGCCUCCGCUUCCUGAUGAGGAGAAGACAGUGAACCGACAGAGUGCCAGGCUAUGGGAGACGUCCAUUUAAGAACAACUGUUUACAUGUGUCACAUCGAAACUGUUUACUUCAACUUUUAUAGGAACCGAGCCACCCAGACUCACUGCAAUCUGUCUGCUCUUCAGACGCUUUGAAGGCCCUCUGAGAUGCAGAGGAGAGGAAGCCACGGCUCACACCUGGAUGGCAUUUUCUUUUUGUCAUCGGCAUAAGGUUUAGCCAAACAGUAAAGAACUCCUGAAAUGUCACACUAUGACACGGAACCACUUACGGUCUGGUAUUGGUAUGUUAAUGGAUAAUCUGCAUGACAGAUAUAUGUAGAAUAUCAAUAAAAUUAACUCACAUGACCCAAAUGUCGCAGGUUUUCCUGAGGGACCGAAGUGGAUUCAGAACUGGGCAUUCUGAAACACAUCCUCAUUGCAAGCAGUAAUGCCGUAUGCAUGAAGCUUCUGUUUAUUUUUUUCCAUAGACAAGGAAAAACAUCCCAUAAUAGAACUAGCAUGCAGGGCUGAGGCAUAUAGGACUUUUCUGCAGGUUGCAAGACUGUAACGCUUUGAGAGGCCAAUACCCAUAUGCUAACUUUAAACAUGUAUUUUUAUUUUUUUUACUUUUCAUAUUUAUACUAGCAUACAAGGACAACUGUACAUAUGUAAACAUUUUUAAAUUUAAAAAGUAACUGUUACAUAUAAGUGUAUUUUGCCAAAUGCCUAAAAACAGUCAGUCACGACUCUAUCAUUGUCCUUCAUCCUGCAGUCUUCAGAGUGUCAGUGGACAGUGUUGUGAAUAUAGUGGUCAAUGCUGUAAAAGUAUCUUUCUGUACCCGGCAUUCAUCUAAAGCGUGUGACUUCCCUUUCAAGUGCGUACAGUCUGGAGGAGGUUUUGUUGAGUAAGUGAUCAAAAUGCUCAGACAAACGUCCGGCCUUUGCAUCUGGCUGAAGGUGGAGUCCAGAUGUGUGGUAGCCGUGCAGCCUCAGGACACGCUGGAGCUGGCAGGUUCUCUCGGAAUCUGCCAGCUUGUCUAUUCCAUGUCUAAGACUCAUGGUUCCUGUCACAGUAGCCGUUCUUUCUCAGUACCAGGGCACAUCAGCUGAUCUUACCUGGAGGCCAUGGAGUGCCUCCCCUCCAGAAGGUUCUUCCUGAGAUGGAUUGGAUGCACGAAAGACACAGACCACUGAGUGGCUAACUCCCAUCCAGCCAAUACCUGAGCCCUUUCUGGCCUGAAGUUUGGGUUUCUUAACAAAAUCCUUUCAGCCAUUAUUCCCCAUGGAAGGAGUGAUCUGUUUUCCCAACUUGACUGGGAUAUAAGUCCCAGCAGCCCGUUCUGGCUGACUUUGAAGAUGGUGGAUAGAAGACCAGCAAGGCAUGGAAGUUUAAAUGAAGUCCAAGGCUACGUACAUGUAGGAGCUGCAAAGAUAGCCACCAGCCUGCAGGGAGAAGAGCCACCAGGGGUUUUGAUCCUUUAAAAAAACGAGUAUUCUAUGUGAAAUCUUAUCAUUUAAAAUGAAAAGUUAAUAACUUUUCUAAUACAGUUUUACCACUCAAAUUUGAUAACUCAGUCACACGCUCUGCUGUGGAAUACACUUCCGCCCCCGCCCCCAUCCUUAUGUGAGGAUGGGGCUAUCAGACCAGACCUCAGAAAUAUGCUCUACAUUUGAUUUCUUUCACAAGUGUCCAGGGACACAAUCUGUCUCACCUCCGUGCGGAUAUUCUUAGAUGCCCAAACCGAAGGGCCAGACUAGAAGGCAGUGGUAGAACUCAGUUCAUGUCUUUUGUAAUGGUCCACUCUUCAGAAACACUUGGAAGAUGUUAGAAAACCAAGUUAAUCAGACAAAAUUAUACAGCAAAAACAGCGUUUAUCACGACAGGAAAGGAUGGAGUUUGCUGAUGGCUCACUAAGACAGCCUCAGACAAAUGUGUGGAUGAGUUGAGCAGUGUCUCCACUGAGCUUCAGGCCAGGACAGAAGGGCAGGCAGAUGACCGAGGAAGAGAUGUAGCAAAUGAAGUGACUUUUGAACAAGAUCGCUUCAAGUGUGCACUGAGUGUUUUCUGGCAUUGCGUAUAUAGAAGGCUAGUAUAAUAUAAGGUUUAUUUUGGCUACAAGAGAAGAGUUUAUACCUUUGAAUGAAGAUGCCUCGUGUAAAUAUGCUUUGUAUUAGAGUUAGUUACAUAAAUCCUGGCUUGGGAAUUCACAAGUGGCUAGCUAGUGAGCUGGUUAUCUGUCUCCCCACCUGUCUUUCCUCAUCAAUAAUUUUUUUUCCUGAAGUUAUUAUUGAAAAUUACAAUCAUUAUCACGUGCCUUUUGGGAAAGACUGCUGCUUUCGUUUGUAAUCCCCAUAUGUAAUGGGAUGAAAAGGAUUUUCUUGACUUGCAGAGUGAUUUUAGGAAUAUAAGAGCUUUAAUGUUUUCAUCAAGGUAUCUGUCUCCCAUGUUUAAGCAUUCUUAGACUUGUUUCUGGAAUUAACACGCUUUUGUGUUGACGACUAGCUUCAAGAAGUAUGUAUCAGUGCACUCGCCAAUAUUGGUGUUGUAGAUCAUUCCAUCCAACUAUGUAUGACUUCACUCACUGAGGUAGACAGAGUAGACUCAUGGAACCAAGGACAAGCACAAUGAUUAUUCCUUUUUUAAAUGUCUAUUUUGAAGGGGAACUUUGAAACUCGGUAGUGGUUUGAGUCACACAACUAACAUCCACACUUCCCAGUGUGCCGUGGGGCCAUUACUCCAUGGAUAAGGGCAGUAAUGUGUUCGUUGGCUGCCGUUUCUCUUUCUAGUACUCUUGGCAUCAGUAGGACUGCAGAUAGCCCAAAGGCCUGGGAUGUUCUUGUCCAUUAUCAUAAAGGAACGUUUAACUCUUCCCAGUGUGUAUCCAGGGAAGGCCUGCAGUAACAGAGAAUCCUUAAAGAACAGGCUGGCCAGACCAACACUUCCCAGCUACUUUCCUUAGAUGGGAAACCUUCCUCCAGCAUCAGCCAGACAGAAAAUGACCACAGUACGUGCAGUCUGCAUAAAGGGGGAGAUGGGCGCUACUUGGACGGGCAGCACACGAUUAUCAGUGUUCUGCAGUGGCUGAACCGUACAUCCCAGCCCCUCACUUAGAUGCUAAAUGAGGAAUAACACAUCUUUAGGUUCCUUAACAGAAACAUUGCCUGGGGUUGAGAUGCCUUCUGAGUGCUGUAACCUGGGCGCUUUAUUUCGUUAUACAGUUUCUUUUCUUCGUGUUUCACACGGCUUUUAAAAUACUGUUUGCCCAGAACGUCAGCCCCACAUAGAAUUUACGUAUGAAAGAUUGAUGGUGUGUCUCAAAGCAGUCACAGUAACGAGAGAAUUAAAUAUUCUCUGUCUUCCCAGGGUGUGGGUGGGAGGCUGCUGUGUGUUCCAGGACAGAUCCACAUGGCUUCUUCUGCUGUCCUUACAUAUCUGCAUGAUUUCUUCCUGCCCAUUACCCUCUGCCUCUGGAGUUACUUUACCUGUUGUCCUUUGCUGAGCCAGGGAAAGUAUGCCAUUUCUCCUCUCUUCUUCCAGGAUUUCAGCCAGGUUUGUUCAUUUAUUCAUUUCACCCUGCCAUUUUCUAUGGUCAUAUAGUUCUAUCUUAACCUUAAAUUUAGACAGUUCUUUAGAUAUGUAUGCCCCUGUUUUUCAAUAUAAUAAUUGCCUAUUUAAAGGUAAGAUUAUUUUCAUCUUACUAAAAUGUAAAGGGAAAGAAGCCUAUCUGGCAGCUGCCGUCUGCAGCAGGAGGAGAAUAAAGUUCGAAACUGAUGGGAAUAAGGAGGAGGCAGGACCCGACCCCUGUCUGCACAGCCAGAUGGCACCACUGUCCCCUGCACCCACCAUUUCUUCCCCUGAAAAUAUAGUCAAGAUGAAUCUGUCAUUCUUACUCUACCAGCUUUGUAUGAAAAGCUGCCGUUUCUGUGGAAAAGGGCUUCAUUUAGGGCUCAGGUACUCACUUUCCUCCUGUAGGGUAGUCAAGACUACUCUGACUUCAGAUGCAGGGUCUCUUCUCUGGGCACCAGAGAGUUAAGGCCUGGGGUGAACAACUUCUCCUUUGCUGUACUGUAAAGAAUUCAAUCGACAGUUGUGAAAAUUGGCCGAGGCAGCAGCCCAUCUGUCUGUGUGCGCAGCAUGCUGUUAAAUUGUCCCUGCUGGUCACCGUUGGUGCUUGCUGACAGCGUACGCUCUGUGGGACAGGGCCUUGCAGCUCUCAGAGUUUUCCUACCAUGCCUGCAGGUGCAGAACAAAACUGCCCCAGACUUGGAAAGCAGAGGUAACAUUUUCAUUCCCAUAUCGGUCAUAGUUAUGUCAGUCCUCAACAUGUAAGUAGAAAAUCAAAACUUAAGACGCCAGUGGCCGUUUUAUUCCUGCCCUUGAUAGCCAUGGCCUUAGAAAACAGUAUCAUUACUAUGGGUUUUGAUGGCUGCUUCUAGAUCCUUCCUUCUUCUGUAGUUCCCCAUUCAGGGGCUGUGCACGACUUUUCCUCUCGAUAAGAAACGUCCCCUAGCAUGCAGGCGAAAGUUGGGAGAAGCACAGGCAUGCAGAGGAGGGAGGUUAGCUUCCAUUUCCUUUCCACGUGCUGCUUUGACUGUGCACCUUGGAAGGCACUACGAAAUGGGUCUCAGGGUAUAGAUCUCAGGAAGGGAAUAAGCAACAGGGAGUUUGGGAGAUGCUGGGUCCUUUAGCCCCAGCACGAGACCAUAGUGCACAUCCAUUGAAGCAGGCACAAGAGCUCAAGAUGGCCACUGGCCAUGCUGGCCAUACUGGGCGCCAGCAGCAGACUUGGGUGCUUUGUGGUCUUCUGGAGUGUUAGUUCUCUCUGUAGUCUACUGUCCAGUGCAAUGUCCCGGAUGCAGUGGUCAUUGGCCUACAGCACACUGGGAGGGGCUUUGGAAGUGAUAGGGGUGUUGAUCACAGGCAGCCAUGGAAUCAAAUCCAAACAAAAAUGUAUUUUAUUCUGUUUGAUUUUACAAAAAGGCAUACAGUGAGAUGAAGCACUCUUAUUAAGUUAAUGCACACAAGGCCCUCAGGUCUGUUUGUGAGCAAAGGUUAGUCUCCCCUAAAUGUAUGCAGAUGCUUGUGUGCAUAUUCUGCAUUCAAUUUACACCAUUUUGGGACAUGAUGCGUUUUGAUGGUUGAGUUUUAAAAUAAUGCAAAUAGCCCAAAUCUUUAAAUAUAGCGGUGCUACGUUUUAUCAGAUAACACAAUACAGAAAGUGCUGAAAUGAAUCCUUAGGAGUUCCUGUUAAAUUAUACACUGCCUGAUAUGAACCCCACUUUUCCUUUUUAAUCCAGCACAAUGUCAAACUGUGAUUCUGUGGCUCCUCUUUUUAAUGGGUACAAAUAACCCAACACUUUUUUUUUUAAUGGAAAAAAAAUUUUUUUAAACACUGUGAAGUGCUUAGUAAAAGGUUCCUUCAGGAUUCAGAGCAUUUUUUUUUAACUUGUUGGAUGACUUUGCCCUCCAAACUAGCAUUUCCAAUGACAAUCACCAGAAACGGCUCAUUUCACCUAAUUAAAGCAAUUCAUGCUAGUGGACAUUAGGUCUCUGCCAGGGCUUCCCCCACCACAGCCUCCAAGACAAUAGACGCCACCCCAUGGGGCGCGCUAACAGCAUCAGUGUGGUUCACUUCACGGAAGUAGGUCACGGAAGUAGGUACUCAAGUGUAUAUACUUAGAUUCACAUCAUUUAAGCCUCCUCUCUGCUACUUGGCACGCACGUCAGGUUCUUACGCUAUUUUGAAAACUCCUGGGUUUUGGCAAACACCAACAGAUAUGUAAAUGGUGAUUGCUGUCCCGAGCAAGCGUGGUUUGUUUUAUGGCCGUUCAAGUUAAAAAGUUGUUCUCGUGUUGUAGGUAAACAAAUCUUGUUGUUUUUAAACGGUCACUGUAACUCGAGAUUUAACUUCCUGGCACAAUUUUAUUAGUGUUCACUUCUGAAGCUAAUAAGAUAUCAGAGUUUUCUAUGUUACUCUCAUUGUGACAUCAGUAAAAUGACUUUCAAUAAAAGCUUUAUGUUAUUU